Messenger RNA from Sphenostylis stenocarpa, 429 nucleotides. NCBI's taxonomy places the organism in Eukaryota, Viridiplantae, Streptophyta, Magnoliopsida, Fabales, Fabaceae. The record is from the annotation of a GenBank genome assembly.
AUGGCACUUGUUCAACCCUCUGCUUCUCUUUCUCUCUCUUUUCGUGAUGCAUGUGUUUUCACUGCACCAAAAUACCCUCCCGCGGCUCACUUUCCUCAGAGUAAUUUGGUUCCAACUCGAGCAUCAUUCAUCGCUGGUUCCCCCCUGUUGAUUCGAAGAAAUAAUGGAAGGAAACCCAUAUGCAAAGCAAUGCCUGUUUCUAUAAGAUGUGAGCAAAGUGCCCAGCAGGGAAACAGUUUGGAUGUUUGGUUAGGCCGGCUAGCCAUGGUUGGCUUUGCAGUAGCCAUCACUGUUGAAAUUGCCACAGGGAAGGGACUCCUAGAGAACUUUGGACUUGCAACUCCCCUCCCUACAGUUGCCCUCGCAGUAACAGCACUUGUGGGUGUCUUGACGGCAGUUUUUAUCUUCCAGUCAGCCUCAAAGAAUUGA